CACUGAUGACACUCUCAGCCAUUGAUAAAGUGUUGCUAGUCCACCUCUACCGAGUCAAAUGGAAUUGGGUUUUGCCCAUUGUAUUCAUGCAUCAGAGGUAUAAACAUAUGCAAGUGAAAUGGGAUACCCUGAGAAGGUUUUGAUACAGCUAAAGCUUUUUUAGAAAAAGUGCUUCAAACUAAAAAAUAAUCAAAUGGACAAGGUACAUGUGUUGUGAAAUGGCAUUUCAUGUACUGCAUAACAUGCUUAACUUGUAUCCUUGCAAGACAUAGAGAAAUAGAACAAAAUGAUUAAGAAAAAUAAAUAAGAUUCAUCUGUUCUGAGUUUUGUAUUGGGCAAUGUUGCUGUAGAGAGUGUGUAUAUAUUCUCAGCUUGCAUAACUCAUAGGUUUGGUUGGUGGAUCUGGUCAUACAUUUGCUGAAGUGUCUCAUGAAUACAUUACUAGCAAGGCAUACAUACCUUCACAGCUUAAUAGACGUUUCUACUCAGUUACAUGUAGUUCAGAACUCCCCAACCCUGCAAGCCACAGAAGUACAUGUAACAGUUGAACACUAUCCACAGCCACAUGACGUAAGGUAAUAUGUAGUAGUACAUGAUGCCACAGUAAAGGGAAACUCCAGUUUAACGAUAACCCGGGUCUAUUUUUGGAUAAUAACGAGUGCACAUUUUUGUUUGGGACCAAAACAAUGUCAGUUGUUGCAGUUUUGAGCUAGACUGAAAGAGUCAGUGUAUUUACAACUGAAUAGCACAUGGCUUAGCUUUCGGGGGCAACUUUGCUACAUCAAAAAAUAAUUGCUUUUUUGAGCCGUUAAAUUGGUCACCACCAUCUUGCAAGAGUUGGUGCAAGACGAUUACCAAAUGAGGCACAAGCUAAUAUCAAUGGAGAAAACAGGAGGAGAGUUUGGUAAUCAACUUGUACAGAUUAUCUCCUCACAAGAUGGCGACCUAGAGAAAAGCAAGUGGGACCUGGUGUGUGAGAAUGAAUACAAAGAGCCUCUGGCCUCGUCCAUCUACUUCCUGGGUGUACUGGUGGGGACGUUUAUCUCUGGGCAACUCUCGGACAGGUAUGGACGGCGGCCUGUGCUCUUUGCCACCAUGACAAUGCAGACGUUGACCAUCUUUGCCCAGAUCUUCUCCCCCAGCUGGGAGGCCUUCAGCACCAUCUUCUUCUUCAUUGGCUUCAGCGGUUUCUCCAACUACGUCGUUGGCUAUGUGCUCGGCUCGGAGAUCUUGAGCCCAGCUACGCGUGUGGUGUUCUGCUCCCUGGGGGUGUUCAUGGCGUCCGGGGUGGGGCAGAUGCUCCUGCCCCUGUUUGCCUACUUCCUGCGGGACUGGAGACUCCUGAUCAUGCCCAUGGCGGCUUCAGGGCUCCUCUACAUCCCCCUGUGGUGGCUGAUUCCCGAGUCGCCCCGCUGGCUUCUGUCCCAGGGGAGAGUGGAGGAGGCUGAGGCCAUACUGAGAAAUGCGGCCAGGAUGAACAAAGUCACCGUGCCCCAGGUCAUCUUCACACCCGAUGAGAUCGAGGAAGCCCAGGCGAAUAAGGAGAAGAAAUACAACAUUCUGGACAUCCUAAGGAGAUGCAACGCAGUGGUCCUCAUCCUCGUCUGCUCCAUCCUCUGGAUCGUCAUCACCAUGUCUUACUACGCUCUGCUGCUGAACACCACCAACCUGCACGGUGAUCCGUAUUUCAACUUCUUCCUGUCGGCUGUCGUGGAGCUCCCGGCGUACGUAGGGGCCAUGCUGCUGCUGAAGUUUUGCCCGCGCCGCAUCUGCCAGUCCUCCACUCUCUUUCUGGGCGGCGCCGUCAUCCUCCUCACCCAACUCGUGCCCGGAGAUCUUCCAGGUGUAGCCAUUUUCCUGGAGAUGGUGGGCAAGUUCGGCAUCACCAUGGCGUUCUGCGUGGUCUACGCCGUGACCUCUGAACUCUUCCCCACCGUGGUAAGGAACAUGGCGAUGGGAACCUGCUCCAUGGCCGCUCGCAUCGGAACCAUAAUCUCUCCGUUCAUCAUUUACCUGGGAAAUUAUUAUAAGUAUCUCCCCUACCUCUUCAUUGGGGGUUUGGCUGUGUUCUCAGGCAUGCUCUGUUUCGUUCUGCCUGAGACGUUUGGAAAGGUCCUGCCGGAUAACAUCACUGAGAUGCAGACGGUCCGAGGGUUGGGUAAACCAAAGGGAACAUUGAUGGAAUCAAAGGGAACAGUGAUGGAAUCCUGCACCAAGGAGACUUGUGAUGUAAUAAAGGAAGCCAAACUGUAAAACUCUCCAUUCUACGGCUCUGUUCUACUGCAGAGAGCCUGCCAGCAGGGACCUCAGCUGGAUAUAGGGGGGGGUCAAAAUCCCUCUUUAUGCAGAGGCAGCAACUGUUCCAUUCAAGUCUACAGUAUGGUCAUAGCUCAAAAUGUCACCACAUAUGCUAAGAUCUUGGUUCUAUAGAGUUAAGAAUGUGAAUUAUGUGCACGUUUUCAUGAUCCUCAUACCUUUCUGACAUUUUUAGCAUUUUUGAGCAUUCCAGUCUGGAGAAAAUUGAUCUUAUAUCAGGUGUGCGCCUGUUAUUUUUUCUGCUGCUGUUGGCUAAUUGCUACGUACGCCCAUCAAUACCUCAACGACACACCUCUUUAUGCAGACAGGACUCGAUCCUCAUUUUACGCCAUAGCCAUGAACUACGACAAGCUGUCUUGCUCCGCCUAUAUAAUCUUUGGUCGAACUCUCUAUCUACGGCUCUGUUCUACUGUAAGCUGCAGUGACAUCUACUGACCUUAAGAUGCUAUUGCAUCGGUUUGUACCAAGGUUGGAUGAAAAGUUUCUAUAGUUUAUUUAAAUUGAACAUGCAAAGGUCAAAGGUAUUGCAUAGGAAAGAGUAGUAUAUGAAUGUUGAAAGAAUGUAGAUGCAGUGCUACAAUGUAUAUUUGUGUGUGUGUGUGUGAAAUAUUCCUAAUAAAUAGUAAUGGAACGUAAAGAAAUAA
Alosa sapidissima (American shad) is the source of this 2960-nucleotide messenger RNA. RefSeq names its product solute carrier family 22 member 4-like. Gene Ontology annotation, molecular function: transmembrane transporter activity. The transcript is spliced from 10 exons. NCBI's taxonomy places the organism in Eukaryota, Metazoa, Chordata, Actinopteri, Clupeiformes, Clupeidae. Gene Ontology annotation, cellular component: membrane. Gene Ontology annotation, biological process: transmembrane transport. The record is from RefSeq and is a predicted model, not a curated record. The coding region runs from base 859 to 2253 and encodes 464 amino acids.